AUGUUUAAAAAAAUUCGAAAAUCCUUCCGCCGUGUCCGGGCCCGGCUGCGUGCCCUCCUCCACCGCCAACCACCUCCCGCCACCACCACCCCUCCUCCGGUCGAGCCGCCACCCCUCGGCCAUCACACUCCGCCUCCGGCCGAGCCGCCACCCCUCGGCCCUCCCCCCCCUCCUCCGGCGGAGCCUUCUCCCGACGCCUUCGCCGACAUGACUCCGCCGCCCGGGACCCCACUUCCUCCUUACGUUUCCGAGGCCGACUCGUCGGACGGUCUCCCCAUCUACCUUACCGAUGACUCUGAGUAG
This is a messenger RNA of Thyridium curvatum, 303 nucleotides long. RefSeq lists its product as uncharacterized. The record is from RefSeq and is a predicted model, not a curated record. The coding region runs from base 1 to 303 and encodes 100 amino acids. The transcript has a single exon. Lineage: Eukaryota; Fungi; Ascomycota; Sordariomycetes; Thyridiales; Thyridiaceae.